Molecule: messenger RNA, 1692 nt
Organism: Drosophila innubila
Lineage: Eukaryota; Metazoa; Arthropoda; Insecta; Diptera; Drosophilidae
Gene: wor
Product: zinc finger and BTB domain-containing protein 17
Exons: 2
Coding region: 1-1692 (563 amino acids)
Biological process (GO): regulation of DNA-templated transcription
Molecular function (GO): DNA-binding transcription factor activity, RNA polymerase II-specific; RNA polymerase II cis-regulatory region sequence-specific DNA binding
Source: RefSeq, a predicted model, not a curated record
AUGGAUAAACUCAAGUACAGCAAAUGUCCGCUCAAAAAGCGACCGAUACACGUCGAAGAGCCGCCACAGGAGGAUCAGUUGUGUCAUGAUGAAGGACCCGUUGAUCUUAGCGUGGCUGCAGCUUCAGUGCCACUUGAUCCACCACAUUGGAGUAUUAAGGAGGAGCCAGAAGCUCAGCCAGUGACCACUGAGCUGAGACAACGCUUCGAUGCGGCGAUGACACAAACCAAGGAGCAACUGGCUCGACGCAUUUGGGAGGAGACACGGGAAAUAGCACGCGCCUUUCCCGAUGUCUUCACCCGGGAGGAGAUUGCCAAGAGUUUGGCUCGCUUGGGUUACGGCGACUUUGAGCUGCCACCCGAGGAUGAGGUCAUGGAGCCGGAGCACGAAAGGGAGACUGAAAUGGCGGCCAGUUAUGCCAGUAUUUCGACAGCCCUGGUGCCUGGCACAAUGCUCAAGGUGGAGCCACACACUGAGGAGUCUUUCGGACUGCGCAACUACAACAAUAAUCUGCUGAAAAGCAUUGCUGACUAUGAGGAUUGCAUGAAGAUGCCACAUGAGGCAGCAGCAACAACAGAAGUCAGCUAUCAGCUGCCUGCUGAGCCAGAGGAUUUGAGUUUGAGAGCAGAGUUGGGACAAAGUCGUCGAGUGCUCAGCGAGAAUGUCAAUCUGCACAAUGUGGCACGUGCCUUGUUAAGCAUGCAACACAUGACACCACAGCAGCAACAGUUGCCACAGCAACAACUGCCACAAGAGCAAGCCGAACAGCAGGAGCAGUUUGAGGAUCAGGAGAAUCAGGAGAAUGUGAAUCUAAAUCUGAAUCUGAAGAUCAAGAGCAGCAACGAUCUGUACUAUCAGUGUCAGCAGUGCAACAAGUGUUAUGCCACCUAUGCGGGUCUCGUCAAGCAUCAACAGAGCCACGCCUACGAGAGCACCGAGUACAAGAUCAUACGCAGUAAUCCAGCCACUGGAGCGCCACCUAUUGUCGAUCAGACGGAGUUCUGCACGGAUCAGGCGUCGGCUCUGAUCCAAGCGGCGAAUGUUGCCUCGGCUCAGUCGAUGCAGAAACCGGUGGGCGUGCCCCGUUAUCACUGCAAGGACUGUGGCAAGUCCUAUUCGACCUACUCCGGCCUCAGCAAGCAUCAGCAGUUCCACUGCCCCUCCGCGGAGGGUAACCAGGUGAAGAAGGUCUUCAGCUGCAAGAACUGUGACAAGACCUACGUCUCGUUGGGGGCACUCAAGAUGCACAUACGCACACACACCCUGCCCUGCAAGUGCCCCAUCUGCGGCAAGGCCUUCUCCCGUCCCUGGUUGCUGCAGGGACACAUACGCACCCACACCGGAGAGAAGCCCUUCAGUUGCCAGCACUGCAAUCGCGCCUUUGCCGAUCGCUCCAAUCUUCGGGCUCACAUGCAGACGCAUUCGGAUGUGAAGAAGUACUCGUGUCCCAGUUGCACCAAGUCCUUCUCCCGCAUGUCCCUGCUGGCCAAGCACCUGCAGUCCGGCUGUCAAUCGGAGCAGGGCUGUCAAUCGGCCGGCUUCAAUCAGCAGCAGUUGCAGCACCAUCUUCAGGGCUACGAGGAGGCGCCACAUCAGCUCUACUAUGCGGGCAGCGUCGGCAGCAGCGGGGCAGAGGAAGAGGAAGCACACGACUUUCAAAUGCCCGCCCAGGUCAGACAGGGUAUCUAUUAA